This is a messenger RNA of Onthophagus taurus, 1309 nucleotides long. RefSeq lists its product as uncharacterized. The record is from RefSeq and is a predicted model, not a curated record. NCBI's taxonomy places the organism in Eukaryota, Metazoa, Arthropoda, Insecta, Coleoptera, Scarabaeidae.
UUUGUUUUUGUUCCGAUGCCUUUUUGUUUUUGCGCUCAACUCAACCUAAAAACGCAGGGCGAAAGAGUGAGAGGGAGGCUUAAAAACAUCGGCGGUCGUUAUCGAUGUUUUUAGUGGAAUUGCAUGUACGCUUAAUAAUGGAAGCACGGCCCUGGAUAUUUUAGGGAAUUUUAGUGUGAUUUUAUGUUAUCUGGUUUUAUUUACUUUAGUUCCGGGGCUCCCCCGCGUGCACCCCCCCUCGCGGGGCGCUUCGUGCGGUUGUCGGUUACCGCGCGCUGGUCAACUCUACACCCGACCCUCUCACGUGUGUGGGUGUGUGUGCUCGGUAGUGUCAAUUUCGGAUUUUAUCGACGCCCCGAACCCACCACCACCAGUUUUGACCCCCCUCGAAACUUUUUCCCCACUCAUAUCAUCAUCCCCAAUCGAAAAAUACCCCAAAAAUAACCGUUUCUAUUUUUACUUUAACCAAUUCGAAACAAUUCUAUUAAAUACACAUAAAUAAAUCGAAGUAAUGAAUGAUAAUCACGAAUUUACCUUUAUACUACGUUAAUAGCACUUAUUAGUGCGUUAAUAACCACAAUUUCCAAGACGAGGAAACGGAUAAUUAAAAAAAAUCUUUGUGGAGAUCAACAAAACAAUUAAACGAAAUUCAUCGUAAUUAUCAUUUCUAUUUAAACCCGCUUUGUUGUCAAAUUAGAGUCAAAAUCAAAUCCAGUUGUUGCAAGCUAAGCUAGCAGAAAUGAGUUUCAAAAUCGUGCUUUUAUUCGGUUCUAUUUCCGCGAUAGUUAUUUCGGUUUUUGGUGAAAAAUGUAACCGCGAAAUAGCUUUGAUGGAAAAUUUUGAUAUCACAAAAAUGGGAGGACAUUGGAAUGUAGCAUUUAUAGGAAACGAACAAAAAGGGAAAAAGAAGUGUAUGAGAGGAACUAAUUACGCCGAAGUGGGUAAAAUAAUAAUCGAUGAAGUUGGGUUGGUUGAUGGAAUUGACGAAAACAUCGUCACAACUCUCACCCAAAUCGGGUCAACUUCCGAGUUUUUAACAGAAUCGAACGAAUACCCCCCAACUCCAUGUUGGCUCAUCUCAACUGAUUAUACAUCGUACGCAGUUUGGUUUGUAUGUAGUAAUGGGCAUAAGCAAGAUGGAAUUAUAUAUAUGUGCACAAGAGAUGUAAAUCCAAGCGAUGAAGUACUAAAAAAGGCACAAGAUGCUCUUUUAAAAGCUGGUUUAAUGAUCGGUGAUGGUUAUUUAUUCAAAAUUGAUCACUCAAAUUGUUAAAAAAUAUAAACCUUAAAUGAAAUAAACAAAAUUAGA